AUUCCAUAACACAUUUAUUUGUUACUCUUUCCGUUCCUUUGAAAUCUCAAAAUGACUGGACGCUUUUCUGGAAAAGUUGCAAUUAUCACUGGUUCCUCUUUUGGAAUUGGAAGAGCAACUGCUCUACUUUUUGCAAAAGAAGGAGCUAAAGUUACUGUGACUGGAAGAAGCGAAGAAAGACUUCAAGGAUCCAAGCAAGCUUUGCUAGAUGCUGGAAUUUCUGAUAGCAACUUUUUAAUUGUUCCUGCUGAUAUUACCACGUCCUCCGGACAAGAUGCACUGAUCAGUAAAACUUUGGAAAAGUUUGGUCAAAUUAAUAUCCUUGUGAACAAUGCCGGAGCUUCCAUCGCUGAUUCGCAGAACAGAGCUGGAUUAGAUCAAGGAAUCGACACAUACGAGAAAGUUUUGAAGCUCAAUGUGCAAAGUGUUAUUGAAAUGACACAGAAAAUUCGUCCUCAUUUGGCAAAAACUCGUGGAGAAAUUGUUAAUGUUUCAAGUGUUGCUGCUUUGAAAUUUGCACAUGUACGUAAUCCAUACUACCCACUGGCAAAAGCUGCUCUAGAUCAAUACACAAGAAGUGCUGCAAUUGAUUUGAUUUCUCAAGGAAUUCGUGUAAAUACUGUUAAUCCAGGAGUUGUUGCAACUGGAUUUCAUGAGAGUUGUACUGGAUUGUCAACUGAAGAAUCUCAGAAAUUCUACGAUAAAGUCGGCGCAAACAAAUCUGCAAUUCCAUGUGGAUUUUCUGGAAGACCAGAGCAUAUUGCAAAGGCGAUUGCCUUUUUGGCGGACCGUGACUCAUCUGAGUACAUUAUUGGACAGAAUAUCAUUGCUGAUGGUGGAACCAGUCUGGUUCUUGGAUUCCAUGCUCAGUUGCCCCAAAAAUAAAUAAACGCAUUUUCAUUUUAACUGCUUUUCGAUUUUUAGUUAUUUAUCACGAUUGAAAAAAGAUAAACUAAAAAUUGUACAUUGGAAUGAAUAAAUAUCACUAUCGAAAA
Messenger RNA from Caenorhabditis elegans, 995 nucleotides. RefSeq names its product DeHydrogenases, Short chain (gene C06E4.3). NCBI's taxonomy places the organism in Eukaryota, Metazoa, Nematoda, Chromadorea, Rhabditida, Rhabditidae. The transcript is spliced from 3 exons. The record is from RefSeq and is marked reviewed. The coding region runs from base 52 to 885 and encodes 277 amino acids.